CAGUCAUUAUAAAAUCACCAAUCGGACGCGACAAAACUCGACCUUUAUUCUAUAGUAGAGCUGAAAGAAAUUCAUAGAAAAAUAGAUAUACAAAGAUGGAAACGGUUCCAGUUCCCGUUUCGCAGGCCCAGAUGGCGGUAGCGGAGAAGAUCUCCAACUGCAACUCCUGCUUUCGCAGGGAGUUGACCCAUUUGGUCCUGUGGCGCGACUGGCGCAAGACGCUACUCGUGUUCGGGAUCCUGCAAGCUCUCAUCUUUGAUCUCGCCUACAAGUCUGCCAUUAGUGUGGUGAGCGUUUCGGCUCUGGUCGGGCUCUUCAUAACAAUUGGAUACCGAGUCUAUGUGCGCUGCCUCCAGUGGAUGAACAAGACGCCGAUAACUGGGAAUCCCUUUCAGGACUACCUAGAUAUGGACAUCUUCAUUUCCGAGGAGAUGGCCCAGCAAGUUAGUCUUUUGGUGUCCAUCAAGAUUGUCGGCUUCGUGGACAAGGUGCGAUCUGUGGUGCUGGCGGAGAAACCACUGGAGACAGCGAAGUGGAUAGGCAUCCUGGCUAUGGUGACACUUGUGGGCGAGAUCUUCUAUGUGACAACGCUGAUGCAACUGGGUGUGAUGCUAACUUUUUCAAUACCAAAGAUUUAUGAAUGGAAGCAACCAAUCUUUGACUUCCAAGUUGAGGCUUUUCAAAAGUUUCUGAAGUGGGGUUAUCCCGAGAAGAGCCCCCAAUUACAAAUAGAAUCGGAACCCAAUGGGGAUUCCGUCGAAAAUUCAAAAUGGGCCGAGCGCAACCCCACGGACAAAGAAUUUCAAAAUGUGAUUCAAAAACAUAUAAAACCAAAAGAUAAUUCGGUGGACACCAAAGAAUCCUCCGCCAAGGGUGACGAUCAAGAACAAAUUGAUGGAAUAUCUAGUGAAGAUUUUGAGCGUUUUGCCGAUUCCUGGAACCCAGAAGGCAACGAUCUAGUGGUCGCAAAUGAGGAGUAAUAUUGUAUAGGUUUUAAGCUUUUGGAUAUAUUUUGAAGCUAUUUCACAAAUUUAUUAUAAUGAUUGUAGUUACUGGUAACAUUUUGGAGGAAUCUAUAAAACUGAAUAAAGCUUUCUAAAAGGAA
Molecule: messenger RNA, 1105 nt
Organism: Drosophila ananassae
Lineage: Eukaryota; Metazoa; Arthropoda; Insecta; Diptera; Drosophilidae
Product: reticulon-1-A
Exons: 2
Coding region: 96-980 (294 amino acids)
Source: RefSeq, a predicted model, not a curated record